GCUAGAACGAAAAGGACGGCGGAGGGUGGUGGUGGUAGAGAGAAGCUGCGGAGGGAAUGGUGAAGCGAGACGGCAGCAACACAAAUUUCUCACGGCUUAGGGCGGGGGUUGGGGGGUAGCCCGGACGCAUACUUAGCGCUCAGUCCUUUUUCCUCCUUUCCUCUCAGUUCCGGGACAGCGCUGCCCACGUCGGGGCUGGUGGGUCAAGGGCCAGAGGCCAGCCGCUCCCGAAGGGUGGCUCUCUACCACCUCCGGGGCCGCCCCCUCCUGCAUUCCCUCAGGGUCUGAGUCCGCGUCCCCCAGCAGACCCGCCAGCUCCAGGGCAGUUUUCCAGCCGGUGGGCGGGUUUCAGAGCGCGCUAAACGCUCGUCAGGCGGACUGAAGGGGCCAGGGAGGGGCGAGGCAGGGGGCGGGACGAGACCUAGUUAACGACCCCUCCCCGACUCUCCCCCCACCGCCCCCUCUCCGCCGCCGGGAAGGCUCUGUCCCGUCCCGCCAAGCCCGCAAGGGUUAAAGGCGGCCGCAGGUGAGGUGGGCGGGGCCGCAGAUUCGGGGGAAAAAGGAGCGCAGGGCAGUGGAUGAAGGCAGAGCGCGGGGUGAGUCACGGGCGGAGCUGGCCUCGCUCGCUCGCUCGCCGGCUCCCGCCCAUCCCCGGCCCUCCCGCCGGCUCUCUCCGCCCCCCCUCUGCCGCCCGCCGCGGGGUCUGGUCGCAUCCCCAGCUCGCCCUCAGCUCCCGCCCCUCGCUGCUGGGGAGCCCGCCGGCGCUCUGGGCCGCGGAGCGCCCGUCCGUAGCGCGCUAGCCCGCCGUGCCGGAGAGCCCGAGCGCAGCAUCGAGGUCCCACCUGAGGUGCCCCUGACUGUCCUUGAUCCCCACCCCAUCCCGGAUCCCGGCAAUGCUAACCGCUGUCUGUGGCUCUCUGGGCAGCCAGCACCCGGACGCGCCUCACGCCUCCCCGCCGCGUCUUGAUCUACAACCUCUCCAAACAUACCAGGGCCACACGAGCCCGGAGGCCGGGGACUACCCCUCCCCACUGCAGCCUGGAGAGCUGCAAAGCCUCCCGCUGGGCCCCGAGGUGGACUUCACACAGGGCUAUGAGCUACCUGGGGCCUCCUCUCGGGUAACCUGUGAGGACCUGGAAAGCGACAGUCCCUUGGCCCCAGGACCCUUUUCCAAGCUCCUGCAGCCGGACAUGUCACACCAUUAUGAAUCGUGGUUCCGGCCGACUCACCCAGGCACCGAGGAUGGCUCGUGGUGGGACCUUCAUCCGGGCACCAGCUGGAUGGAUCUCCAGCACACUCAGGGCGCGCUGACCUCAACUGGCCACCCCGGGGCUCUUCAGGCUGGCUUGGGGGGCUACAUCGGAGACCACCAGCUUUGUGCCCCGCCGCCGCACCCACACCCGCACCACCUCCUUCCAGCCGCCGGAGGGCAGCACCUCCUAGGGCCUCCCGACGGGGCUAAGGCCUUGGAAGCAGCCGCCCCGGAGUCGCAGGGGCUGGAUUCCAGUCUGGAUGGGGCAGCCCGGCCCAAAGGCUCCCGGCGGUCAGUGCCCCGAAGCUCAGGCCAGACCGCGUGCCGCUGUCCUAACUGUCUGGAGGCCGAACGACUGGGGGCUCCGUGCGGGCCCGAUGGGGGCAAGAAGAAGCAUUUGCACAAUUGCCACAUCCCGGGAUGCGGGAAAGCCUACGCCAAGACGUCCCACCUGAAAGCGCACCUGCGUUGGCACAGCGGCGACCGUCCCUUCGUGUGCAACUGGCUUUUCUGCGGCAAGAGAUUCACGCGCUCAGACGAGCUGCAGCGCCACCUCCAGACCCACACCGGCACCAAGAAGUUCCCUUGUGCAGUCUGCAGCCGUGUCUUCAUGCGCAGCGACCACCUGGCCAAACACAUGAAAACCCACGAGGGCGCCAAAGAGGAGGCUUCUGGGGCACCCACGGGCGAGGGCAAGGCCAGUGGAGCGGUUGAGUCCCCAGCGGGGAAAGGCAAGCGGGAGGCCGAGGGCAGCGCGGCCCCCUCCAACUGAGCUCCUGGGGUACCGCCUCCCCGCUGGCCUCCCCUGGAGGCAUCACAAGAGGGUCCCCUGGCUUAAUGCCCUUGGGGGGCGGCUUGAGUAACAGGAGAAUGUGGUUAUUUAUUGAAAGGGGGAAAAGUGGUGCGGGGCCAGGGGGACAGGGCGCUAGGGGUUUUUAGUCUCGGUGGCUGGACGGGACCCGUUAGACUGGCUGGGCCGGGAGGAACUGCACAUGGCCCUCUGUUCUACCCUUCCUCACUGUCCGCUCACGCCCCUGGGCUGGGGGCUAGGGCGGGGUACCCCUAUCGCGGCAGGUGGGGGGAGGGGACCAGCGGGAGGAGACGUUGCCCCCUUGGAACACAGAGGAGUGGGGCAGCCCCAGGCGCUGAGGGUAGCUGUCUGGACACGUCCUUAGCUCUUGGGAACCGGGACAUAAAAGCUGCGGCCCAGAUCUCUUUCAUCUGCCGUAUAGUGCUUUUACCCCUAGUGUUUUUGGAGAGAGCUGAGAUGGGGUAUGGGAAAUUGAGGGUCCCUCUAAUGGAGGGUCUCUCUCUGGCUGGGAAAUAACUCCUUUAAUGCACCUCCUUAUUAACCCUCCCAGACAGUCUGAUGGAGCCAUGAAGGAAGAAGGGUAGAAGGCCAGAAUCCAGAUAACUUCCUAGCCAGAACUGUGGGGUGGAGGAGAGAACUAGAUUGGGGGGUGGGGAGGGAAGCAGGGGGAUCAAGGACAUCCCCUUUCUAAAAUGAGAGAAAGGGAACUAAGCCCUUCCCUCUCUGACUUGGUUUUAGUCUUGGCCUUUAUAAAAAAUACCUUAAUAUAAAAUACCUUUAUAAAAAAAAACCCUUGGUCUUUAUAAAAAAUAAAUAGUUCAGCAGUCCACAUUCCCCAUCUGUUACUGAUGUAGGUUUUCAAGGAAGCCAGAAGACUCUGAUCUAGAAUAGAUGUGGCCCCCUCAUUCUAGGUCCUCCUUCAUUUGUCUUCCUCUCAACGAUGGAAGGAAGAGGGUUACCUUGUUGCUUGGGGCUAGGUAGGGGUAUCCCAGCAGAGGGAUCUCCAGCAGCUCCCGCUCAGAGUGGAGGACUCUGCCCCUAACUGGCCAUCGCCUGCUCACCCAGAAGCUAAGCCUCACCCUUUCUUUAGCAGGACCCUUCCCUUUCCCUGCUGCAGGCUUGGCCCCUCCUGCAGAAUGUGUCAGGGGCUCCUUCCUCCCAUCCAGCCUAUGGGGAAGGAGGGCUCCCUUCCAUAUGAAGGAGUUGUUCUCCCACUGGAAGGGGUCUGCCUACUGAGGUGAUGUCCAGGAAGCUGUCCCUGUUCCCUUUAGAUGCUAGAAAUACAUCCUGCUUGUGAUCCUGGAGUGGGGAGGGCGAAGCCCAGCAGGGGCGAGCCAGGCAAAGGAGAGGAAGCUGAUGGGGGAAGGGUCUGGAGCUGGUGGGCUUUCCCAGGCUCAAGGUGAGGCAGUAAGAAUCCCACUGGCUUGGCUUCUGUUCCCCGCCCACCCACCCCGCUGCUCUAUCUCCACCCAGUAACCUAUGUGAGGAUUAGUUGUGUAUUGAUUUUUAAGUUAUAAGCAAAAGGUAUUUUAUUUAAUAUUAGGGCAUGUGUGUGUGUGCACGCUGUGUGUACUCGUGUGUGUGUGUGUGUGUUUCUCUACUGAGCCUGGGGUCUCUAGCCAGGGAGACCCCACCUUGUUCACCCCUGUCCAGGGUCCUGUGGCCUAGGCCCGUAGCCUCUCUUCCUCCCUUGGGGUCGCUGGAGCCCAGUCCAAGGACUAGGAGCUUUAUGGGAAGUGGGGCUGGGAUCUGGGUGGGAACAUGGGUUUGUGUAGAAGAGAGCCCUUCUUAAAAGGGACAGGGUGACUCUCUGAGGGACUUAUGAGCAGGCCUGGGGUAGUUUAAGAAGUAAUGUUCUUUCUUUAUGCUCCCUCUUUUCCCUACCUCCUGCUAACCCAAUCAGAGGUCCCUUUCCUUGCUGAGAGGGUUGAGGACAGGAGAGAGUUGGCAGUGCCUGCGGGUUGCCUGGUGAGGGGGAAAAGGGGUGGGCAUCGUGGGUGUGGGAUGCCUUUCUCCUCCACCCAUUGAAACCAGUCACCCUCUCCCUGUGCCACCAGGGCAGCCUUUUCCAGUGACCAUUCUAAGGAGAACUCCCAAAUUGGUGUUGGGGGUGGGGGUGGCACACAGAUGUUCCUCCCAUAGUGGCUGGGGCUCUCAGGUGUGUGGGUGAGGGGUUUGGGUAGGUUUUCUUCUGCUCCCCUCCUUAUAGAUCUAGGUUGCUUGGCUGUCUGCCCCCUUUAGGCAGCCCCCUAGAGGAGAAAUGUAGGAAUUUUUUUUCUUUAACUGCUGUGAACCCACUUUGAAGGGGAGGAGGAAGAGGAAGAAACUGCCUGUGUUUUUUAUGCCAUAAUAAAGUCAUCAACUACAUCAUUGGUUCAUUUGUCUUCCAGCUCUGGUUUCCUUCUUGACUCAGUGUCCCUCAGCAGUGAGGACCCGGAGGGCUA
Manis javanica (Malayan pangolin) is the source of this 4507-nucleotide messenger RNA. The record is from RefSeq and is a predicted model, not a curated record. NCBI's taxonomy places the organism in Eukaryota, Metazoa, Chordata, Mammalia, Pholidota, Manidae.